Messenger RNA from Cataglyphis hispanica, 707 nucleotides. RefSeq names its product RING-box protein 1A (gene Roc1a). The record is from RefSeq and is a predicted model, not a curated record. Gene Ontology annotation, biological process: ubiquitin-dependent protein catabolic process; protein ubiquitination. The transcript is spliced from 5 exons. Gene Ontology annotation, cellular component: nucleus; cullin-RING ubiquitin ligase complex. Bases 64 to 405 code for a protein of 113 amino acids. Gene Ontology annotation, molecular function: ubiquitin protein ligase activity; zinc ion binding; cullin family protein binding. NCBI's taxonomy places the organism in Eukaryota, Metazoa, Arthropoda, Insecta, Hymenoptera, Formicidae.
GCAUACGCGAAGAAUCCUGUGUUCAGCACAACACCGAUUCGACCUUUGCUCCAAAAUUUAAAUAUGGCGACAACCAUGGAGAUCGACGACGAUGAGUGUGAUUUGCCAACCUCUAGCAGCGGAAAAGGCGAGAAGAAGCGUUUCGAAGUCAAGAAGUGGAAUGCAGUAGCAUUAUGGGCUUGGGAUAUCGUUGUGGAUAACUGUGCUAUAUGUCGCAAUCACAUUAUGGAUCUCUGCAUUGAGUGCCAAGCAAACCAAGCAUCUGCCACAAGCGAGGAGUGCACAGUGGCCUGGGGUGUAUGCAAUCACGCUUUUCAUUUCCAUUGCAUUUCACGUUGGUUGAAAACACGGCAAGUCUGUCCACUUGACAAUCGUGAGUGGGAAUUUCAGAAAUAUGGUCAUUAAUCAGAUGUAUUCAGAUGUGCAAAGCCAGCUUUUUCAGCAAGUCAGAUUAAAUAUAAUUUGUAAUUGUAUACUAUAGAAAAUUAUUUUUUCACAUGGACGAAUGUAAUAAAACAAAAAAAACGAAAGAAACACAAAAGAACAUAUGCACAGUCAAAUUUAUCACUUUUUUUAUCAUUAGGCAAAAAUUUAAUUGAUAGCAAAUAUAUAAUUAAUUUCAAAGUUCAUCGUAUUUAAUUUCUAAUAUAUAUUAUAUAAUUUAUUAUAAUAAUAAGAUUAUAAUAAUAAAUAAACACUAUAAAAUA